Balaenoptera ricei (Rice's whale) is the source of this 1134-nucleotide messenger RNA. It is a transcript of the gene OLR1, whose product is annotated as oxidized low density lipoprotein receptor 1. The transcript is spliced from 6 exons. The record is from RefSeq and is a predicted model, not a curated record. Gene Ontology annotation, cellular component: plasma membrane; signaling receptor complex. Lineage: Eukaryota; Metazoa; Chordata; Mammalia; Artiodactyla; Balaenopteridae. The coding region runs from base 37 to 861 and encodes 274 amino acids. Gene Ontology annotation, biological process: cell death; leukocyte cell-cell adhesion; lipoprotein metabolic process. Gene Ontology annotation, molecular function: low-density lipoprotein particle receptor activity.
CUGCUUCACUCUCUCAUUCUUGGAAUAAAUUUGGAAAUGACUUUUGAUGACCUCAAGAGCAAGAGUAUGAUGGAUCAACUUGACCAGAAGCCAAAUGGAGAGAGAGACAAAGGUCUUCGUUUUCUUUCCUCUCGGAGGUGGUACCCUGCUGCUAUGACUCUAGGGAUCCUUUGUCUGGGAUUACUGGUGACCGUUAUAUUGCUGAUAAUCCAAUUAUCCCAGGUGUCUGAUCUCCUAAAGCAACAGCAAGCAAACCUUACUCACCAGGAAGAUAUCCUGGAGGGACAGAUUUCAGCCCAGCACCAGACAGAAAAAUCUUCCCAGGAGUCACAAUGGGAACUCAAAGAAAUGAUAGAAACCCUUGCCCACAAGCUGGAUGAAAAAUCCAAGAAACUAAUGGAACUUCAUCACCAGAACCUGAAUCUCCAGGAAGCUCUGAAAAAAGCAGCAAACUAUUCAGGUCCUUGUCCCCAAGACUGGCUCUGGCAUGAAGAAAACUGUUACCAAUUUUCCUCUGGCCCAUUUAAUUGGGAAAAAAGCCGGGAGAACUGCUUGUCUUUGGAUGCCCACAUGCUGAAGAUUAAUAGCUCAGAUGAUCUGGAAUUCAUCCAGCAAGCAAUUGCCCAUUCCAGUUUCCCAUUCUGGAUGGGGUUGUCUCUGAAGAAACCCAACUACUCAUGGCUCUGGGAGGAUGGUUCUCCUUUGAUGCCCCACUUGUUUAGACUCCAGGGAGCUGCUUUCCAGAUGUAUCCUUCAGGCACCUGUGCAUAUAUACAAAGGGGAACUGUUUUUGCUGAAAACUGCAUUUUAACUGCAUUCAGUAUAUGUCAGAAGAAGGCGAAUGUAUUGAGAGUACAGUGAAUGUGAAGGCUCUGGAAGAAAAGGAGGAGAAGACCUUUGAAUUUUCUUCUGAAAAUUAAGCUAUACUUCGUCACUUAGGUGCAAACCAUAAAAGCCCUGAGAACUUUCUGUUACUAGCUAAAGUGCAGAACUCCUUAGCAGAGACUGGGGCCCAGCUGCUUGACACCUUGAUAGCAAAAGUUUCAAUUCUCUAUGUAUAUUUUUUUCACCUAGCUUGUUCCAAAACCCCUGCCAGUCUUCAGUGAAGUCCAUUUUCCUGUUUCUGUUGUUGUU